CGUUGCCUGGUGACACAACAUGGCUGCCAUCAGAGGGCUCCUGUCUGGGGUUAGGGUUAUUCGACAUGGAAUCUCCCUUCCGUGCCAAAGGCUUUAUCCCCGGUCUGAUAUCUGCACAAGCUCGAGUGUGGAAUCUCGAGAUGACAAGCUCAAAGAGAGGCAAUCCCAGAUCAUGUCUCGUGGGUUGCCGAAGCAGAAGCCAAUUCCUGGGGUGAAGCAUGUGCUGGUUGUUGCAUCAGGAAAGGGAGGUGUUGGCAAAUCAACAACUGCGGUGAAUCUGGCAUUGGGAAUAGCAGCAAGCAAACCUGUGAAAGCAGUGGGUUUACUGGAUGCUGAUGUUUAUGGCCCAUCCAUCCCGAAAAUGAUGAAUUUAAAAGGGAACCCAGAGUUGUCUGAUAAGAACCUGAUGAUCCCUCUGAUCAAUUAUGGCAUCCGAUGCAUGUCCAUGGGCUUCCUGGUGGAAGAGACUGCGCCAAUUGUGUGGCGAGGGUUGAUGGUCAUGUCUGCAAUUGAGCGGCUCCUGAGGCAGGUAGAAUGGGGAGAGUUGGACUAUCUGGUGAUUGACAUGCCACCAGGAACUGGAGACGUUCAGUUGUCUAUUACUCAGAACAUCCCGAUAUCUGGAGCUGUGAUAGUCUCAACUCCCCAGGACAUCGCUUUGCUGGAUGCUCGCAGAGGAGCCGAAAUGUUUCAGAAAGUCAGCGUUCCUGUACUUGGUCUCAUACAAAACAUGAGUGUAUUCCGGUGCCCAAAUUGUCAUCACGAGACACAUAUCUUUGGGUCAGAAGGUACACAGCGUCUGGCAGAGUCGUUGGGCUUGGAUGUCCUUGGAGAUAUCCCUCUGCAUAUUAAUAUAAGGGAAACUUGUGACCUGGGACGGCCUAUUGUGGUGUCUGAUCCAAAUAGCAAUGAGGCCAAGGCAUACUUGGAUAUUGCCAGAGAGGUGAUAAGCAGAAUCUCCUAAUCAGACAUUUGUAAAAAGAUUUUCACUGUCGUGUAUUGGAGGAGACGUCUGUUCUAGGUACCUUCUACUGUCUACUGUCUUAUGCAAGCACUGUUAAAACGGGAGUUAACUUAUUGUUCUUAUACAACUGGCAUCAAGAUGGAAGAGUGGAUAUUGCCAUAUCAUAAUGUUAAAUACAGUAUUCUAGCAUAUCUGGGGCGUAAGGAGCUCAUUUAGCCUUGUUCUAUAAGAACACCAGAGAAAGUUGUGAGAGCCACGAUUGUAAUCUAUGUGGUUUUUCAAUAUCAUCUACACAAUUUAAUAUCCAGAAUCGGGAAUUGUGUAUAAUGUGCUUUUACAUCAGAACUGCUGGAACUAGGGUGAUCAAAGUCUUUGGUUAUGAAAACUAAAAAAAAAGUUGGAUUUACUAUAUGAAGUUUUUAGCAGCAAUUUCGUGAUUAAGUACACAUACAGUGUGUGUGAUGCUUUGUUCACACUGGAGUACUAGUUAGUUUUUUCUUGUUUGUGUUUUUUUUUCUUUAGCUCAUACAUUUUAUCAGUCCCCUCUACUAUUGUGUAGUGAAAAUCGAAACCUAUACUUGUCAGGUCACCAAUACACUUCCUAUGUGAGUUAUAUCCCUGUGUGUUGUGUCGCACUGAUGGAAGAACCAAAUAUCCAUUGAGAUUUGAUUUAGUAUAUGUCUAGUUUCCUGCCAUUGAGUGAUACGUAGACGGACAUAACGUCCAUGUACUUUGAAAUGUCACCGUUGCCUAUUGUUCGCUACACUUUGCAAAAUAAAAUCAUUUGAUGAUAUUUGAUGAUCUGGAUCAAGGACAAGUGCAUUCGAGAACAAAACGACUAAUUUUACAGAAGAUUGACUGGUACUGUCCUAAAACACAUCCAUACGAAAACAAAAUGACAUUGGAAUCAAGAAGACCUCGACCUACAAAGAAUAUAAAGAUGUUUAUUGACUUUAAGUGCAAGAUAAAUUAUAUGUGUAUAACUUGUGAGUUACUGUGAACUGUUUGAGCCGUUUCAGUUGCCAUAGUAAUUUAGAGAUAUGCGGUGUGCUGUGUGGAUGGAGAAACCCAGGGUCCUAGAGUGCAAUAGAAGAAGGAAUAAUAGGUAUUGCAGACAUUAACUGCUGUCCAAUAUUUCUGUCUGGUUACUUUGCCUUUUUUUUCCUUCAGUUAGGGAGUGCUUCUAAUCGGCCUUCCUUUUCUUGUUGGUUUAUGUUAGUGGUGGCACGUUCAGCAUUGAUAAUAUUCGGGGAGAGCAGGAGGCACAGGUUAAGUAAAGAUAAUAAGAUGGUUAGCCAGGGUUAGUGACACCAUUCUCAGAUUAGUGUUGUCUGGCUGACUGGCUACAAAGUUCCACAAACAAAGCAAUUUAAGUUCAGUACACAAUAUCACUCAACCAUGUUAACAAAGGAACGUUGUGCAACAACGCUGUCUGCACAGGGUGACACUGUAUGUCACAGGUAAGCAACCGGUGUCAAAUGGCAGUAAGCUUGGCGGGAGCGCCAACAGAAAAUGGUGGCAAUGUUCGGGCAGUGUGACAGUGUGAUGUCAUCUUAAAAUUGAAAACUAUAUACGCAUAGAAGCAAUGUUAUAAAUAUGCAAUCUAGAUGCAAAUAACGACGCUUUGAAAUGCUGAGCAACCAGGAUGAGUCGUGUAAACCUAGUUUAAAUGUUUGUGAUUUGCAGUAAUGGUUAUGUGGCUGUGUGUAUCGAAUAAUCUCAGUAAAACUGAUCAUUAUUAGCUCACAAUAAAAUUGCAAUCACUGCCUACUAAACCGUUGUACAUAUUUUACUAUUGGAAGGAUUGGAAAAUACUUGGGCCUACAAAUUAAAAUAUUUUGGAGUUUUUCAUUUCUUGAUUGUGAUUUAUGUUUCAAAGCAGUCGUGACAUUGAAUUGUGUUAGAUUACAGAAAUACGCACAUGUUUAUUUACUAAAGAGAAAAUUGUAGGGAAUUUAUAGUGAAUUUUAAAGCAAAGUUGGCAUGUAGAAGUUUUCCAUUUUGGCAAUAUUGGCCUUAAAUUUUAAAAUUUACAUUGAAUUCCAAAACAUUCUCUCCUUAUUGAAUAACCCUGACAAUUAUCUACAUAAUGGCUAUUAAAAAAAUAUGUGCUUUUAAGAAGUUCUGUAAUAGUAUAUAAUUAUGUACUUUGAUGCCCACUACAAAAGCUAACCACCAGAGGGUGCAACUCUACUGGGACUCUAUUACUGUUAACAUAACCGGCAAAUGCUUUUGCAUUUUGCUUUGUACCAAGUUAGAUUUGUGGUUAUUAUUAAAGGGACACUCUACUGCCCAAAUAAAAAAAAAGAAUCACUGUUUAGUAGCUAUACUCCAGAUGAAACCUUCCAUG
Pelobates fuscus (common spadefoot toad) is the source of this 3314-nucleotide messenger RNA. It is a transcript of the gene NUBPL, whose product is annotated as NUBP iron-sulfur cluster assembly factor, mitochondrial. NCBI's taxonomy places the organism in Eukaryota, Metazoa, Chordata, Amphibia, Anura, Pelobatidae. Gene Ontology annotation, molecular function: 4 iron, 4 sulfur cluster binding; ATP binding; ATP-dependent FeS chaperone activity. Bases 20 to 964 code for a protein of 314 amino acids. The record is from RefSeq and is a predicted model, not a curated record. The transcript is spliced from 11 exons. Gene Ontology annotation, biological process: mitochondrial respiratory chain complex I assembly; iron-sulfur cluster assembly. Gene Ontology annotation, cellular component: mitochondrion.